GCAAGAGUCAUGCAAUCGAAUCAAUUGUGAGACCGACUUAUAGGACUCGACUCGGAGUCGUGUGAGGCGAGGGUUAGGGUUGUAUGUCGCUUUUCCGGACAUCAUCUGGCCAGUGGUGUUGAGCUCCGACGGCCUCAGUCGACCAGACUCCGGCAAAAGCCACCAACACGCCGACCAACACUUGGCUAGCACUCCACGACAUACAAUGGAUGCGGUACUCAGGGCGCGAGGCGCAUAUGUGUGCCGGAGCUGCACCCAGCGCUUUCAGCGACAUUUGCGACGGUCCUACGCAAGCGCUGCGGUGCAACCAGACAUCUACGAUGUGGUCUGUGUCGGGGGUGGUCCCGCGGGCCUGAGUCUUCUGGCGGCACUGCGCGCGAAUCCCGUCACGGCGCACCUCCGAAUCGCCCUCGUCGAAGCGCAGGACCUGGCCAAGGUCAAGUCGUGGAAGCUGCCCCCGGAUAGGUUCUCGAACCGAUGCAGCUCCCUCACCCCGUCCUCCGUGCUGUUCCUCGACCAGAUCGGUGCUUGGAGGCAUUUGGCGCGCGAGAGGGUGCAGGCAUACCAGGAGAUGCAGGUGUGGGACGGCGUGACGGGCGCCCGGAUUGAGUUCGACUGGGCCCCUGGCUCAACCUCUGCUGCCGGGACCACGAUUGCCUACAUGAAUGAGAACCUGAAUCUCACAUCUGGGUUGUUGAAGCGGUUAGAAGAGUUGGGCGGCGUGUCCGUAUUUGACAGCGCCAAGGUCGAAAGGAUAUCCUAUGGCGAGGAGACAGAGGACCUGGACUUGCGAGAAUGGCCCGUGGUGCACUUGGCAGGUGGCAAGCAGCUCUCCGCGCGACUCUUGGUUGGUGCAGACGGUGCCAACAGCCCGGUGCGCUCCUUUGCCGGCAUUGAGGCUCGUGGGUGGGAUUACAACCGGCACGGCGUCGUUGCGACUCUCGAGCUGGAAGGGGAGGGCUGGGGCGGAGAACACACCAAGAUUGCCUACCAAAGGUUCCUUCCCACGGGUCCCGUUGCCAUGCUUCCCCUACCGGGAAACUACUCGACCCUGGUCUGGUCAACAACGCCCAGCAACGCCUCUCUGCUCAAGAGCCUGUCGGCCAAGGAUUUCAUUGCCAUGGUAAACGCGGCCUUCCGGUUAAGUCCCACUGAUCUGGAGUACAUGCAUACUCAGGAGUCGGGACAAGCCGGGGAGUACUCCUGGAGGCUGGAACACACGCCGUUCGAUUACCACGCCGUUCCUCAGACAGUUGUGGCCGUCCAGGAGGGCACCGUCGCCUCUUUCCCCCUGAGGCUAAGGCACGCAGAUACUUACAUCGGGGAACGUGUGGCGCUGGUUGGCGACGCAGCCCAUACCAUCCACCCGCUGGCGGGUCAGGGUCUGAACCAAGGGCAGGGCGAUGUGCAGAGUCUCGCCAAGACCAUUGAGUACGCCGUCAGCCACGGACAGGACAUCGGGACCACCAUGUCGCUCGAGCCAUACGUCUCGGAGCGCUAUGCUGCGAACCAUGUGCUCCUGGGCGUCUGUGACAAACUCCAUAAGCUCUACUCGGCGGGCAGCGGCCCUCUGGUGCCCCUGAGGUCGGUGGGCUUGAGCGCUGUCAACGCUUUCGGGCCCCUCAAGUCGUUUCUCAUGAACCAGGCCGCCGGAAACGGGAUCAAGGUCUUUUGACACGGCCCGGUUUCCCCAUGCUCCACCAUGCCGCGUGGCCUUGUCCUACUCUGGCUCUCCUGUUGUACAGAACUGUUUGCCCCAUGUAUCAUACUUCCUCCGGCAGGGGCCUGUUGUUUGGAAGGACCUCUGCGGAGAUCAGACGGAAUACACUAGCGGCUAGUUGUUGGCGGCUACCGCUCUAUCUCGCGGCCAUCGGCGUCGUACGAGAUAGAAUGGGGCGAAUGAUCAGGGGGAGCCUGUUUUGUGCCGCUCUUGAAAAGCAUGCAGGUUUCUGAAAUCCUCGAUCUUCCCAUCUUGAUUUCUGCUUUCCUUACUGUAUCUCUUGCAAGUUGGGUUCCCGAGCUUGAGACCAUCGAACCAUCGGCGCCUGUGCUGCUCUAAGUUCAGACUGAUAAACCAAUCCCUUCUUCUGGUACAAGAGGAAGCAUCAAGUAGUUCCUUCCGAACCACCAUCGCAAAGCCC
Molecule: messenger RNA, 2141 nt
Organism: Chaetomium strumarium
Lineage: Eukaryota; Fungi; Ascomycota; Sordariomycetes; Sordariales; Chaetomiaceae
Exons: 2
Coding region: 206-1675 (489 amino acids)
Biological process (GO): ubiquinone biosynthetic process
Cellular component (GO): mitochondrion
Molecular function (GO): FAD binding; 2-octaprenyl-6-methoxyphenol hydroxylase activity; oxidoreductase activity, acting on paired donors, with incorporation or reduction of molecular oxygen, NAD(P)H as one donor, and incorporation of one atom of oxygen
Source: RefSeq, a predicted model, not a curated record